Coregonus clupeaformis (lake whitefish) is the source of this 1087-nucleotide messenger RNA. RefSeq lists its product as uncharacterized. The coding region runs from base 329 to 904 and encodes 191 amino acids. The transcript is spliced from 4 exons. The record is from RefSeq and is a predicted model, not a curated record. Gene Ontology annotation, biological process: regulation of apoptotic process. NCBI's taxonomy places the organism in Eukaryota, Metazoa, Chordata, Actinopteri, Salmoniformes, Salmonidae.
CUCUUGCAAUUUGUUACUCUGUUCUUCUUUACAAUACAAGCGCAGUUGGGGAAUUUAUUAUGAAGGGGAAGCAAGUGGAAACUCCCAAAACAGUAUGCGCAUGCCCCCAGCAUUAGGGACUUUUAUUUCAGAAGUUUGGCUACCGCAGCCUAUAAAAGUAACCGACAACCGAUUAUAGCCCAUUUCUCAGUCGAAACACACAAAUUGAUGCACUGAUGUAAUGUAGCCUAUAUCGUUCUGUUAGAUUAACAGGUAUGUUACAAUGUAACGAAAAACGCGAGAUUUUACCUGGAGCUUGCAACUUCAGUUACACGCUCUCAGCAAAUCUAUGUCAUGCUGUGUGGUGGAAAGGCUGUGCGUGUACUUGUUGAGCUCCAGGACAAUCACAGAGUACGAGAGCCAGGUGAUCAGGUCACAGGGAACAGACAUGCAGAAGGCUGCCAAACUGCUGCAGGUGGUGUUGAAGAAGGGUCGCAACGCCUGUCAGCUCCUUUUCGACUCACUAGAAAAGUGCUGCCAGUGCCCACCACUGUUCGAAAGAGUCACCGGCCUCCCAGAGAGGAGGAGGAGCAACACUGCCCCAACUUACGUCAUCAACAUCAGCCAUUCCAAUUUGAGUAACUGCAUCAUUGGAGACUGCAACUUUCAAGGUGUGGCAACAUGUAUACAACAACUUCAGAGCAUGGGUUCAGAGCAUGCUAUGCAUGAGACGAUGGGAAGCAACACCACCAGUGACCACCAGAGAGCAGUACAGGCCUGUCCAGAGCCAGAGCGCCAGAGGAGUGUCCAGGUCUACGGGUCCCAGCUGCAGUAUGUCAUCAUCGGGGACAACAACAGCCUGCAGGCUGGAGACACACAGGAAGAGGAAGACGAAGACAUGGAACUCAUUAAUGAACGUAACUGAUGGGAUUUGUGUAGGGCAUUUUCCAGAUGCUCAAAGCGGUUUACAUUGUAUUGGGGAAACUCACCUCAUACACCACCAACUAGUUUCCAUUUAAGUCAUUGAGCAAACGCUCUUAUCAAAUCAAAUCAAAUCAAAUUGUAUUGGUCACAUACACGUGUUUAGCAGAUGUUAUUGUGGGUGUAG